UUAAAACCUUGACAACCGGCGAGUAUCGAUUUCAAAAUCAUAUUUUCACGUGCAACUAUAUGUUUCCAUAUAUAUUUAUCCUUUUGGUAAUAUAUUUCACCCUCGCUGCGACCGAAGAAAUAUAGACACAUUCAUUCAAAGAUUCUACCGAACGUAUUUCAUCAAAUAUGAAGAGCAAACAGAAAUUUUCAGUUUCGGAGAAGAAUCUCUUGAAAAGACAGUCUCUAGAUAAUUACAGUCCCCUAGAUUUUCGCACGAGCAGAAAAAUUUCUAGUAAUCCGUUGAUACAGAAGAAUAUAAAUUUUUUGCGGGCGUAUAGUAAUUUUCUAGGGAGGCAGUCGUAUGGUAACACUGGGAACGUUGAUUCCUAUUUCAAACAGAGUCUGAGACGUGAACCGUUUAAUUUGAUUCGAGAUCUUCAGCUGACAAAUUUGGUGAGAUCUACCUCAUCCUUUGAGAGUGUUAGCCAGACUUUCAAUAGACGCAAAAGAUCUCGAAGGACUAUUUUAAAACCUAGGAAGAUCUUAGAAUUUCCACACAAGUCAGAAAUCGAACCAAAAAAGUCAGAAGAAUUUUCUGUAAAGGAGCUUUUUCUAACAAAUAACAAUAAUAAUUGGGAAAGUGAAUCAGACAGUGGCGUAAACCCGGACUUUUCAACUGGAGAUAAUAAUUUUUUGUCUCAACAUAGCGAUUUUCAAAGCCAUCCUUUAGAAAAAGUCGAGGAAACUCUAGAAGAAGACGACAACGCUGCGGAUGCACGAAAAGAUAAAACAUCCAUACAAGAUAUCGAUAAACUCAACGAUCGUUUGGAUAUAUUACUUAAAACAGCCAUGAAUGUUAUGGUAGAAGACGAUAGGGAAAAGGAGGGAGAAGAAGAAGGAGAGGGAGAAGGAGCAGACAUGGAGGAGAAAAUAGCAGAGGGAGAAAACGAAGAUGACGAAUUGAAAGAAGUGGAGGCAAUGAUAGAAAGAGCUUCCAAAGAAUUGGCGGAAGUUGCAGAUGAAAACCAAAAAAUAUUGGAAACUUUAGAGGAAGGCGAUGAAGAAGUUGAAAAAACGGAAGAAGAUGCCAAAGAAACUCAAAAAACUCAAGAAAUUAAAUACAACGAAGCAACAGACCACGCCGUGUUAAAAGAACUAGAAGAUGCAGAACGACAGGCAAUUCAAACAGCCAACAUAAUAAGCAAAUUGAAAGAACAGGUCACGAUCUUAUCUAAAAAGGAAACAAUGACAGAAAGGAAGCCAAAGAACUCGAGAAGAUGAAUAUGGAAUUAAAGAAACAAAUGACCAUUUUCGAGCAAAGAACGAAAAGAAUCCAGGAACUGAUCGCGCGGUCUGAUCUGUUUGAAAACGUGGGACUCUUUAAGUCUUCGUUGAGCCACAAAGAAGACGUCUUACCAAAAGUCGUAGUUUGCGGAACUACAGAACAGCACAUGCCCAAAAUACUAAUUUGCGAUGGUAGCAAAAUCAAAUCCAAAUCUGACCGCAAAAAACGAUCAUCUUCAGCAAAAUCAUCUCGAAGACCAGAUAUAUGUACUUGCGAGACCACUGACCAAGGAACAGACCAAGACCUUUUGGAAAUGACGCAGCACUAUCAAAGAGCAGAUCUAGAGCUUCUGGGAAUGAGGCAGCAGCAACAGUUGUCGCCACAGAUGCCUUUCCAGAUGAUGCCUCCAAUGAUGCAGCCUCAGAUGGCACCACAAAUGAUACCGCAACAGGAAAAUACGUGCGAGUGUCACCAACCGCGAGCAUCGCAACGAGCACAACAGAUGCCGAUGACGCCUCAAAUGCAGAUGCCGAUGACGCCUCAAAUGCAGAUGCCGAUGCAAAUGCCGAUGCAAAUGAUGUCGCAAGUUCCGAUGGUCCAACAAGUAAAUAUGAUGCAACAAGCUCCACAAAGGACAAGAUCUCCAUUUCCACCAAUGGAAGGUCCGAUGGAUUAUGGUGAAUUUGAAUCAACCAGGUCUUCGUCUCGUCCACAAACUCGAGGCGCGAAAGAUCAACCAACAGGAAUGUCGUGCGGAAAAGGUCGUGGAAUAUGUCCAACAGAAAUAGAAAACCGCCUUCAAGAAUAUUCAGAGAAUACGCAGUUUCUGGAACAACAAUUAUACGAUAUGGAAGCUGAAGUGAAAGAGAUGCACCAAGAACUGGUAGCUGUCCAAAAAGAACGAGAACAUCUAGAACAGCACAGGAAGAUGUUGUGCUCACCUCCUCCCUGUAGCCUUCCAACAUGUCCUCCUACACCAUGUUCCCCAAUUCCUCCAUGUAAUCCACCUUGUUAUCCACCACCAGUAACUUGUGGACCACCGUGUGAAGUCCAGCUCCGAGAACUAAGAGAACAGUAUAAAAGACUCCAAGAUGAUUUUAAAAGUAAACUCACAGAAGUCGCUGGUCUCAGAACUGACAACGAAAAAUUGAAAGAUAGAACACGACAAGCUGAAGAUGCAAAGAAAGAUGCUGAAAAACAAGUACGCGAUCUGGAACUAGAGAUUAAGAGACUCAAAGGCAAUCUUAAAGGACCCAAGGAAGUAAGUAAAGAACAGUUUAUAGAGAUAGAACAACAAUUGGCAGUAACGAAACAAAGAUUUAGAGAAGCGCAGGAUGAGUUAGAUGAGCUGAGAUUGUUGGUAGAAGAUCAGCAGAAGCAGCUAGACGAUUACAGAAACAAGUACUUAGAAGCUCAACAGCAAGUAGAAGAACAGAGGAGGCAGAUAGACCUAAUGGAAAUAGAAAAUCAAAGAAUCAGUGAACAAGUUAAUCUGGAAAUCCACCGGGUGAAAAUACAGUUUUCAGAAAAAGUCCAAGAAUUAAUGCCUUUACCUGACAUUUUAAAAGCAACCCAAAUCAAACUGCAAGAAGCUCAACAGAUGCACCUUUUAGCAGAACGAAAUAAUGAAGCGAUAGCUAGAGAAUUGAAGUUAUAUAAGGACAAAAUUGCAGCCAUGACGUCAGAAAUAGACGACGUUAAGAGCGAUCAACAAAUGGGCCAAGAUGCUAAAUCGAUAUUGGAAGCUAGAGUGAAAGAGCUGGAGGAGCAGUUGGCGGAGUUACAGCAAGUUAAUGCGUCUUUGGUUAAUGAUUUAGAAAAAUUUGCGGAGAAAUGUGACGAAUAUGAAAAACUGGCCGAUGAACGUUUGCAUGAAAUUAUACAACUGGAGUCACAGGUUCAGUCUCUAAGAGAAGAAACUGCAAGGCAGGUGUCGAGGAUAAAAGAUCGAUGCGAGAUUGUUAGAAGAUCAAUGCAAAAGCAAAUCGGUGACUUAGAGCGACAACUAGCUCAAAGCAGAGCCCAAGCCAAAGCAGCUCAAAGCGACAGAGACGAAAUCAGGCAAAAGAUGCAGUCUCAAAUCAACAAUCUGAACGAAAAUUUCGAAGACGCUCAAAUGAGAAUUCGGAACCUACAGGGUCACGUCAAUUUCCUUAAAAAUUCGUACGGAGAUACUUUCGGUGUCGGUGAAAAAAGUAAUAGGUACAGAACUACCGAUAAUAAGGAUCCUUGUGAUUGCAAUCCCAUUUAUUAACAAAAUAUUUGUUGUGUUUUAUUCAUUUUAUAAAAAAAUAUUUAAUAUACCACAAUAAUACCUUUUUAUACAAGUU
Molecule: messenger RNA, 3596 nt
Organism: Diabrotica balteata
Lineage: Eukaryota; Metazoa; Arthropoda; Insecta; Coleoptera; Chrysomelidae
Source: the annotation of a GenBank genome assembly